AUGAUCACGUUGGAAAUAUGUCGGUUGGUGCUUUGUAUCCAGAUUGUCGCCGUGGCAGUGGAAUUGCCCAAGAAAUAUAUGCUAAAACACUGGCUUUCCGUCAGUAUCUUGCUUUUGCCCGUGAUGACGGUGGGGUGGCUUGUCGUGGGCACUUUUAUCUAUAUUGUCAUCCCAGGUUUCCAUUUCACCGAUGGCCUUCUUGUUAGUGCCUGUGUUACUGCCACUGACCCUGUACUUGCCGCUGCCGUCGUUGGUAAAGGUAAAUUCGCCGAGAGAGUGCCCGGCCAUUUGAGAAACUUAUUGACGGCCGAAUCAGGGUGUAACGACGGCAUGGCGUUCCCCUUCAUCUUCUUAUCCCUUAAUUUGAUCCUUUACUCAGGUCAAGCUGGUGAGAUCGUCAAGAACUGGUUCUGUCUCACCAUCCUUUGGGAGUGUGGCUUCGGCAUUGUCUUAGGUGUGGUCAUCGGCUACUCAAUGAGAAAACUCAUCUACUGGGCCGAAGUAUACAAAUUGAUCGACCGCCAGUCGUUCCUUGCCUUCUUCGUGUUCCUUGCGUUUGUCUGUGCCGGGUUCGGCUCCAUCCUCGGCAUUGACGACUUAUUGUGUUCUUUCGCUGCCGGCACCGCCUUCGGCUGGAACGGCGAAUUUGCUCGUAAAACCGAGGAACUGCACGUAUCCACAGUGAUCGACUUGUUGCUUAACUUGUCGUUCUUUGUCUAUUUCGGGGCCAUUGUCCCCUGGCAACUGUUUAACGACGGCAGUCUUGGCCUCAACGUGUGGCGGCUUAUCAUCAUUGCCAUCGUCAUCAUCUUCUUAAGACGUAUCCCUGCCGUAUUGGCAAUGAAACCAUUCACCCCCGAUAUAAAGCUGUGGCGGGAAGCGUUGUUUUGUGGCCACUUCGGUCCCAUCGGUGUCGGGGCCAUCUUUGCCGCCAUCCUCGCCCGUAAGGAUCUUGAAGCCCAUUACACUGAAGAAGAGACUCCCCUUGCCCAAUUGCCUAAUCCUGACUUCCCUCACUACCAGCUCAUCGCCUGUAUCUGGCCCAUCGUGUGUUUCAUUGUGGUGACGUCAAUCAUCGUCCACGGUUCCUCAGUGGCAGUGCUUGCCCUCGGCAAGAAAUUGAACCGCAUGGCCAUCACCAUGACCUUCACCACCACCAAUACUAAGGACGGGGGUAACUCCCACUGGAUGGAUAGACUUAAAGGGCUCGAACUGGUGGCGACUAACUUCUCGUUACACCGGGUUGACUCUCAGGGGAUGAGCAUUAUCGACGAAAAACAACACCCAGAAGAAGCUGCUCCCGACUACGACUAUGAUGCCGAAGGGGAAAUGCAAUUACCCGAGACUCUGGGGGUCAAAGUCAGACCCGCCGGUGGCGCUAAGCGUAAGCGGAAACAUAAGAAGAAGCGGAGACACCAUUUGGAAACUCAUGACGGCGAAGAGACGAUCACUCUGAGACGCAAACCGGAAGUACAAACGCUUCAAUUGGGUAGGCUGACCCCUGGAGACGCUCUGGAAGAAAGCCGCACUCAAGUCGACUCCGAGUCUACCCACGAAGCCGGUGACGCCGUCGUCGAUGAUAACCUCGCUCUGCCCGAUGGUGAAGUGCCGCAACUCCACAUUGACCCCGCCGACAUCCCACCGGAGAUCCACGACGCCCUCGAACACGACCAGGUGCCCCACCAGGCGUAUAAGGAAGGGGAUAACAUCAUCAUUGAGGACCAAGACGGCGAGAUCAUCGACCAAAUUAAAGUCGAUUCGCCUGAUCGUCCUCCUAGAUCGCCCCCGCCUCGCCACAGCCGCCGCCUGUCGCUAGCCUCGUUAACUCUGAACCUCACCCAGCUGAGGUCUCGUGACUCCAACGAUGUAUCUAUCCACUCGAUGGAUCUGCUUGUCCAGAAGAUGAGCCAUUAUUCGGCUGUUCCCUCAGACCUGGAGACGACAGUACCGGAACUGCCGUUGAAGCGGCUUGCUCUGCACACGAAACGGGCGUUUGUCCGCAAAGAUGACCCUCACCGUCGUCAAUUAUUCGCUCACCAGAUCGAUAACUUGAUCCUCAUUGAGAAUGAAGACGGUGAGAUUAUUCGUCGUUAUAGAGUCAACCGUCGUCCUCAGGUUAACCCCACCGGAGGCAGAGCCCGUCUGGGUACGUUCCGCCACGUGACCGACUGGGCUCUUGGUCGUAAAACUCAAGCUUCCGAUGAAGUCUGGACUGAAGAACUUCCCCCGCAAACGAUGACUCUGACCGACGGUAUUGCCGCUGACCCUCAUUUGGAAGCUAAGCUCAAUAAAGCGUUUGGUGGGUCGUCGACAGUACAGAGGCCUCCGCUGGCAGUGAGACGGGGUCUGGCGAUGCCCUCAUCCUCAGCAGCACCAGCAGCAGCAUCAAAUACUGUGCCUCCAGCCGAACGGGAAUCGCUGGUGGAACGACGCCGCCGCCUCCAGGCAUUGGGUGAACUCCCCACAAAGAAGACGCGUGACGAUGAAGAAGAAGAAUGA
Diutina rugosa is the source of this 2499-nucleotide messenger RNA. RefSeq names its product Cnh1p (gene CNH1). Gene Ontology annotation, biological process: proton export across plasma membrane; regulation of membrane potential; intracellular potassium ion homeostasis. NCBI's taxonomy places the organism in Eukaryota, Fungi, Ascomycota, Pichiomycetes, Serinales, Debaryomycetaceae. The record is from RefSeq and is a predicted model, not a curated record. Bases 1 to 2499 code for a protein of 832 amino acids. Gene Ontology annotation, cellular component: plasma membrane. Gene Ontology annotation, molecular function: sodium:proton antiporter activity. The transcript has a single exon.